Salvia miltiorrhiza (redroot sage) is the source of this 2970-nucleotide messenger RNA. Its product is annotated as sec1 family domain-containing protein MIP3. Bases 189 to 2780 code for a protein of 863 amino acids. The transcript is spliced from 8 exons. The record is from RefSeq and is a predicted model, not a curated record. Gene Ontology annotation, biological process: intracellular protein transport; vesicle-mediated transport. Lineage: Eukaryota; Viridiplantae; Streptophyta; Magnoliopsida; Lamiales; Lamiaceae.
AGGUAUCAUUUUUUAAAACACUUUGUUUUGUUUACGGAGUAUAGUUUCUUUAUCAAUAUGCAAUAUCUGGAUCUGUUGGUCCUAACCUGGAGUCGGUCUUGUAGAAAUUGAACCGCUUCUGAUUAUCUGCACUCCCCAUUUUGUGGGUUUCUUCAGUCUUUAAUCAUAGAAGAAAAAGGAGCUGAUCGAUGGCCACGGUUGAUGUGAUCAAAUGCUGUCAUGAUUCCAUCCGACAAGCCUCGGAGAAUAUUAAAGAUGCAAUUGUGUAUUUGGAUGCUGGAAGUGCUGAGAGCUUCCAGUUUCUUGGCGCAUUUCCCUUGCUUUUGGAGCUAGGGGCACGAGCUAUUUGUAGCUUGGAGAGCAUGUCGGUUGUUGAUAAGGUUGUUGACUGGAACACCUGUUCUGAUCCUGCCACUAAGAUUGUGGUCAUCACGUCGCGUCUUCUGAGUGAUGCACAUCGCUAUGUUUUACGUUGCUUGAGCACGCUUCAAAAUGUUGGCUGCUGUGCAGUAUAUACUUCCAUCUCAGAGGUAGCUCACUCAGCAUAUCCUGAUUCUCCUCUCGGCCCAGAUGCUUUCCGUGAAUAUGAAUCUCUACUCAACCAAGAUUAUGAGGAGCUUGUUAAGAAACACGAAAGACCUCGCACUGUUCCCGACGACAGUGGACUUAAGGAAGGUACUGCAUCUGAAGCGGAAGGUUGGUCAGAACUAACUGAGAUUGAUGAUCAUAGUUCCAUAGAUUAUGGCAUUUCAAAUGCAAAACUUCGAGGGGAAGAUUACUUCAGUGGGUACCCGGAGGACGUUGGACAAAAAUUGGUGGUCUCGGUGCACCACUUUCCUCUGAUUUUGUGUCCUUUGUCACCCAGAGUCUUUGUCUUACCUUCAGAAGGAUCUACUGCUGAAGCUAGCUUAUCUACUGAGCAUGAGAGUUCGAUAAGCUUUGGUUUGCCUCCAUUAAGUACAGGGAAGCUUGCUGACACUGAGGAUGUCAGUCCUGGGGCAAAUCUUACAGCUCAAUUUCUCUAUCAUUUGGCUUCAAAGAUGGAUCUGAAACUUGAAAUAUUUUCUCUGGGUGAUUUGUCCAAAAAUGUAGGGAAGCUUAUGACAGAUAUGUCAAGUCUCUAUGAUGUUGGUCGGCGUAAACGAUCAGCAGGGCUACUGCUCAUUGACCGUACACUUGAUCUUCUUACUCCAUGCUGUCAUGGAGACUCACUUGUGGAUCGGAUGUUUUCAUCUCUGCCUCGUAUGCAACCGAUAUCAUCCUUAAGCCAGUCGAAAGGUUCCCAAAGCCAACUCAAAAUUGCCCCUCUCAAAGUUGAGCGUGCUCGUCUUUCUGUACAGAUUCCACUUGAGAAAUAUAUUGUUGAAGAAGAUACUGAAUGUAAUUUUCAGCUAUUGGAAAAUAUCGAAGCAUUUUUGAGUGGGUGGAAUACUUUCAAAUCAGAUGCUCCGAGUGUUGACUUCAUGAGGUUCAGAAAGAAACUGAAUGAUGAAAGUUGCUUUCAACGUACUGAGAGUAAACUUCUGCAUGGGUCGUUUGUCUCGACUGAUAACUUCCGUGGAGCACCAUACCUAGAAGCGAUACUUGACAGGAGGACGAAAGAUGGGGCAAUGCUGAUCAAGAAAUGGCUUCAAGAAUGUCUACGUCAGGAGAAUAUAACAUCUAAUGUGAAAACCCGCCCUGGUUUAGCUUCUAAAUCGGAGUUACAGUCUUUGCUUAGAUCACUAGCCAAAAGGCAGUCCUCGUUGGUAAAAAACAAAGGGAUUAUUCAGUUAGCAGCUGCCACGGUGCAUGCGUUAGAUGAAUCGCACUCUGCUAGUUGGGAUGCAUUCAGUAGUGCUGAGAAGAUUUUGCACGUGAAUGCUGCGGAUACGAGCCAAAGCCUUGCUGCUCAAAUCAGUGACCUCAUAAAUAAGACUGUUCUAGCGGCUUCUCAGGGGCAAAAGCACAAUGCAACGGGUAAAUCGCAGGGCUUAUUCACUCUCGAAGACGCACUGCUCCUGACUGUGAUCGGGUAUAUAUUAGCCGGCGAGAAUUUCCCAACCUCGGGUUCCGGUGGUCCAUUUUCAUGGCAAGAGGAGCAUUUCAUGAAAGAAGCUAUCGUGGAUGCCAUUCUUGAGAACCCCACCGCAUCGCGCCUAAAGUUUUUCCAUGGUUUGUCGGAAGAUCUUGAAGGCAAAAUUAAAUCUAAUGAGAAGAAGGAAGAUCCCAGUGGCCACUCGGAUGGUUUGGAUUUUGACGACGAUCAGUGGGAUAGUUGGGGCGAUGAGGACGCCGAUAAAGACACGAGCAAAGAUGGAGCGUAUGGUGACAUGCAGCUAAAGCUAGAGCUUCGGGACAGAGUGGAUAAUCUUUUCAAGUUUCUUCACAAAUUGUCCGGCAUGAAAGGACAUUCAUCACUGAGGGAAGGGAUGUCGGCUCUGGAUAGCAGACGCAACGAUGAUCCUUCUUCGACUAAGGGAUUGCUCCAUAAAAUCCUCACAAAUGUCUUAGACCACAAUGAAAUACCUGGGAUGGAGUAUCAUUCAUCUACCGUGGGACGCCUUUUCAAAAGUGGAUUCGGAAGAUUUGGCCUCGGACAGGCUAAACCUAGUCUUUCGGAGCAUAACGUUAUCCUGAUUUUUGUAAUUGGAGGCAUAAACGCAGUGGAGGUGAGGGAAGUGCAGGAGGCGGUAGCCCGGAGCAGCAGGCCCGACAUCGAGGUAUUACUGGGAGGAACUACUUUUCUUACCCCAGAUGACAUGCGUGAAUUGCUUUUUGGUGACUAUUCUCAUAUCUAAAGGCAACUUUUACAUUUAAUUUUGCUCUGGGAAUUGCAGGUUUUCCUACUGCUUUCCUAUUUCAUUUUCUAGGCACAAAUGCAUCAAACUAAUGUAAAAAGUGAAAAAUGUAAUGUAACAGAGUAACAGUGAAUAUUACGAGAUUGUCACUCUCAAUGUUCAACGAUGAUAAUUUUCUUUGAUUCUCUUA